AUGUUACUGUUAAAGGCAAGAGCCCGAGUAGAUUUAAGAGAAGAGGCGACUGUUGAAGAUGCAAAUGACGUCAUAAGCUUAGUAAAACACAGCCUAAUAGACACAUUCAGUGACGAAUUUGGAAACAUCCAGCUGUCGAGGUCUAUCAACGGUUCGGGUGUCAGUUCGAGAAACAAGCUAAAGAAAUUCCUAGAUGCACUAACAAGGAGAUCACAUCAAUUGGGUAAAGAUGUAUUCACGAGGCAAGAAAUGAUUCAAAUACAUAAGGCUGCGGGUGUGGCAGGAGACGCUAAUGAUCUGAUUGAAGCGAUGCACAUACAAGCUUAUCUUUUGUUAAAAGGCUCCAACACAUAUCAACUAAUAGCUAUAUAA
This is a messenger RNA of Arctia plantaginis, 372 nucleotides long. Lineage: Eukaryota; Metazoa; Arthropoda; Insecta; Lepidoptera; Erebidae. The record is from the annotation of a GenBank genome assembly.